GGUACAGGCCGAAUUUGUGGUGAAAUCGGACAAAGUUUGAGACAGCGUUUAGGUGGAGGAUUACAACAAGCUCGACAUGAAAACGUAUUGGGUCUUUUAAGUUUUUGGGUAAAGCGGCGUCCGGGUACAGCUAUUCAAAUGAAAAAA
Molecule: messenger RNA, 147 nt
Organism: Paraglomus brasilianum
Lineage: Eukaryota; Fungi; Glomeromycota; Glomeromycetes; Paraglomerales; Paraglomeraceae
Source: the annotation of a GenBank genome assembly